This is a messenger RNA of Bombina bombina (fire-bellied toad), 7975 nucleotides long. It is a transcript of the gene CASK, whose product is annotated as calcium/calmodulin dependent serine protein kinase. Gene Ontology annotation, molecular function: ATP binding; signaling receptor binding; protein kinase activity. The record is from RefSeq and is a predicted model, not a curated record. Gene Ontology annotation, biological process: protein phosphorylation; regulation of neurotransmitter secretion. NCBI's taxonomy places the organism in Eukaryota, Metazoa, Chordata, Amphibia, Anura, Bombinatoridae. Gene Ontology annotation, cellular component: plasma membrane; basolateral plasma membrane; cell-cell junction.
CUCCCUGAGGCAAUUCUGGAACGUACGCGCUUGGAAACCUAAGCGCGAGCCCCGACGUCAGCCCUAAAAAUUAGGGUCGGUGAACGCGCGCGGCCUUAGCUCAGGUCGAUUACGGUAUACAGAUCAGAAGCAAGAGAGGUGGGUGCAGCGAGAUGCGCGCGCGCUGACCGACGUCAGAUUUGAAAUGUGGGACAGAGUUACCAUUGGAACGGACACGGUAAUUUAAAGCAGCAGCUAUCAGUGAACGCGCUUGUCCGUGACCGGCAUCUCGAGGCGUGGCCGGCGCCCAGAUUGUGUCAGCGCCGGGAGGCGCUCGGUUUCCUGGGGGAUGGCGCUGUACGGGCUAAGCGGCGGCCCUGCUAUGUAGAGUGGCCGGCUCGCCAUGGUCCAUUGAUGAAAGGGGAGGAUAUUGUACAUCAUCUUUUUCCUGUUUCCCCUCUCCUUGUAACCGUGAAGGAUUGCAUUGACCACCCAUUAAGGAUUUUAUAUCGUUGACUUGGACCUAAUUUUCUGUGGAUUACUUCAAUAACCUCAGGACCAUGGCCGACGACGACGUGCUGUUUGAAGAUGUGUAUGAGCUCUGUGAGGUCAUUGGGAAAGGUCCAUUCAGCGUCGUGCGAAGAUGUAUCAACAGAGAAACUGGACAACAGUUUGCUGUGAAAAUAGUUGAUGUUGCAAAGUUCACCUCUAGUCCAGGAUUAAGCACAGAAGAUUUAAAGAGAGAAGCCAGUAUAUGCCACAUGCUGAAGCACCCGCACAUUGUUGAACUCCUAGAGACAUACAGCUCAGAUGGAAUGCUAUAUAUGGUUUUUGAAUUUAUGGAUGGAGCCGACCUGUGCUUUGAAAUUGUAAAAAGAGCUGAUGCUGGCUUUGUAUACAGUGAAGCAGUUGCAAGUCAUUACAUGCGCCAGAUUCUGGAAGCACUUCGAUACUGCCAUGACAACAACAUAAUUCACAGAGAUGUAAAGCCACAUUGUGUUCUCCUGGCAUCAAAAGAAAACUCUGCGCCAGUCAAGCUUGGAGGUUUUGGUGUAGCAAUACAAUUAGGGGAAUCUGGACUAGUUGCUGGUGGUCGUGUAGGAACACCGCACUUUAUGGCUCCAGAAGUAGUAAAAAGAGAGCCGUAUGGAAAACCGGUAGAUGUCUGGGGUUGUGGAGUGAUUCUAUUUAUUCUGCUAAGCGGUUGUUUACCUUUUUACGGUACAAAAGAACGGUUAUUUGAAGGCAUUAUUAAAGGGAAAUACAAGAUGAAUCCUAGACAAUGGAGCCAUAUAUCUGAAAGUGCCAAAGACUUGGUGCGCCGCAUGCUUAUGCUAGACCCUGCUGAAAGGAUAACAGUCUAUGAAGCGUUAAAUCAUCCUUGGUUAAAGGAAAGAGAUCGCUAUGCAUACAAGAUUCACCUUCCAGAAACUGUAGAACAAUUAAGGAAAUUUAAUUCACGAAGGAAAUUAAAGGGUGCAGUUCUAGCGGCUGUGUCCAGUCACAAAUUCAACUCUUUCUACGGGGAUCCUCCUGAAGAACUUCCUGACUUUUCAGAAGACCCAACAUCAUCAGGAGCAGUGUCACAAGUACUGGACAGUCUGGAGGAGAUUCAUGCACUUACAGAUUGCAGUGAGAAAGACCUUGACUUUCUUCAUAGUGUUUUUCAAGAUCAACAUUUGCACACUCUUUUAGAUCUUUAUGAUAAAAUUAAUACAAAGUCUUCACCACAAAUCAGGAAUCCUCCAAGUGAUGCAGUACAGCGAGCCAAAGAGGUUUUGGAAGAAAUAUCAUGUUACCCUGAAAACAAUGAUGCAAAAGAGCUAAAGCGCAUUCUAACACAACCUCAUUUUAUGGCCUUACUACAAACUCAUGAUGUGGUUGCCCAUGAAGUUUACAGUGACGAAGCACUAAGAGUUACGCCACCUCCAACAUCUCCCUACCUAAACGGAGAUUCUCCAGAAAGUGCAAACGGGGACAUGGAUAUGGAAAAUGUUACACGAGUCCGUUUAGUACAGUUCCAGAAAAAUACAGACGAACCAAUGGGAAUAACACUAAAAAUGAAUGAGUUAAAUCAUUGCAUUGUAGCAAGGAUUAUGCAUGGAGGAAUGAUUCACAGACAAGGCACACUUCAUGUCGGGGAUGAAAUACGAGAAAUUAAUGGCAUCAGCGUAGCAAACCAGACUGUGGAACAACUUCAAAAGAUGUUGAGAGAAAUGAGAGGCAGUAUCACUUUCAAGAUUGUACCAAGUUAUCGCACUCAGUCGUCUUCAUGUGAGAUAUAUGUGAGAGCACAGUUUGAAUAUGAUCCUGCAAAGGAUGACCUCAUUCCCUGCAAAGAAGCUGGCAUUAGGUUUAGAGUUGGGGACAUUAUCCAAAUCAUUAGUAAGGAUGAUCACAACUGGUGGCAGGGCAAGCUGGAAAAUGCCAAAAAUGGUACUGCUGGUCUCAUCCCUUCUCCUGAGCUUCAGGAAUGGCGAGUUGCCUGCAUUGCUAUGGAGAAAACAAAGCAGGAACAACAAGCUAGUUGUACUUGGUUUGGGAAGAAGAAAAAGCAGUAUAAAGACAAAUAUUUGGCAAAGCACAAUGCAGUAUUUGAUCAAUUAGAUCUCGUCACUUAUGAAGAAGUUGUGAGAUUGCAAGCUUUCAAAAGGAAAACACUAGUCCUUUUAGGUGCACAUGGUGUUGGCAGGCGACAUAUAAAGAAUACCCUAAUUACCAAACAUCCUGAUAGCUUUGCAUACCCCAUCCCACACACAACCAGACCUCCAAAGAAAGAUGAAGAAAAUGGAAAAAAUUACUUCUUUGUAUCUCAUGACCAAAUGAUGCAAGAUAUCUCCAACAAUGAAUAUCUGGAAUAUGGCAGCCAUGAGGAUGCUAUGUAUGGAACAAAACUGGAAACAAUACGAAAGAUACAUGAACAGGGACUUAUUGCAAUACUUGAUGUAGAACCUCAGGCUCUGAAGGUCCUUAGAACUGCAGAAUUUGCUCCUUUUGUUGUGUUUAUUGCUGCACCUACAAUUACCCCCAGCAUCAACGAGGAUGAGUCCCUUCAACGCUUGCAGAAGGAAUCGGAAAUUCUUCAAAGAACAUAUGCACACUACUUUGAUCUAACUAUUAUAAACAACGAGAUUGAUGAAACGAUUAGGCAUCUGGAGGAAGCCAUUGAGCUUGUAUGCACAGCACCGCAAUGGGUUCCAGUGUCCUGGGUCUAUUAGACCAUUUUCAAGAUAACUGUCAAUGUUUUACUACGUUAAAACACCUUGUGCAGUACUUGGAGAAACAAACCUCUAUUGUUGACAUUGUCAACUUUUCCUGGCCCCUAAAGACUACCUAUAUGUAGUGUGACCUAAAUUUAUAAUUAUUGUCAUGUCCUUAUAGAUGGGAAGGAAAACAGAGCAAAUUUUUAUGUUUAUUUAAAGAGACAGUAUCUUUUCUUAUACUUUUUCCUCCUAUAUUGCAUUAUAAAGUACCUUUUUUAAAACAUAUACAUUAUUCAGUCCUUUUGGAAUGUUAUAUUUUUGGAAAUUGUAUCUUUUUUGUUUCAAAGGCCUCUUAAAACUGCACAAAUGAUAUGCUGCUUUCUAUAAUCUAUUUUAAUAAUGGGGUAAUUGAAUUACUAAUAUACUAGGGUUACAACAUUACAUUCUUUUUAGCAUCUUAGUUCAAUAAUUUGAUUUAUAACACUAAUUUAUUUAAACAAUUUAUCAUAUGUCUGUUGAUAGAGGGAAUUCCACAUGUUCUAACGGCCUUGUUCACUUUAGAAGACUUACUUUAUAAAGUUAAUGUUUACUGCAUACAUUUUUGAUACUGUCUCUUUGAAGAAAUCUGUAAACAAUAUAGAGAUUUUAAAUUGGGUCUUAAUGCAUGUGGGCAGUCGCAAGCGUUUAUACUAUUGGUGUAUCUGUGUUGAACAAAACUGUAACCUACUUACAGAAACAUACAUUCCGUUCAUGGGAAACUGUACCUGAGGGAAUUAAAUACAAAUAUUGUAACCAAGUUGUAAACCUAUGCACAUCCCUUGCAUUUUGGGCAACUUUAUAAAGAAAAAAAGAAACCAAUUUUUAUUAUUAAUCAUGUAGUGAAAUGUGUUUGUAAUUUUGUCUCAAUUUAAUUUGUUGUAAAUGGGAGGGUAAUGACUGAUUUUACCAUUUCAGAUAUGUGUUGUCCGAGAGUAUUAACAUUCUAAAUAAGGAAUGUGUGUAUGUGUGUGUGUAUAUAUGUAUAUUUACACACAAACACGCAUAUAUAAUUGUUUAAAAAUGCACACAGUUUAAGAGUACUUUAUGGACUUCUCUUAAAUAAAUAUUCCAUAAUCUCAAACAAUCCUGUAAAUCUUCAGCAAAAUACAAAUGGACUAUAAUCUGACCAAUAUUUUAUUUUAAUUUUAUUUUUAAAUAUACUUCCUUUUAUGUGUUUAACAAUUAUAUGUCUUUGGGUCAUUCAUUUAUUCACCAGUUUGGUAAUAUGGCUGGGGAAUACAUUUUAAUUAUAAUGGCACAGUGGAUGAUUGUAUAUUUAGAUGUCAAAUGUUUUCCUUUUUUUUUUUUAUUUACUGUUGUUUAGACGUUCUUUGGAGAUUUGUACCCCAAUCUUCUCAUUUCCAUUGUCUUAAUAGUCAUUUUGUAAAGCACAAGUAUAACGAGGCCUAGUGCCACCAUCAUCUAAGUAAUAGCCUUAACUGAUUCAAAGAAAAUAAAGAUUAAGAUAAUGAUAGACCAUUUUCUAAUUAAUAGCCAGUUACAAGCAAAUUUGUAUCCAAAUUCUUACUUCACUUUUCAAGACAUAGGAAUGAUUCCAGGAUAUCACAAUAAAUUAAAAAUUUGAGACAUGAUUGCAGCUAAAUUAAUUUAAUGCCAAGUGACAAAAUCAAAUCCUUUUUGAGAAAAUUACUUGCUCUGAUCUGUCCUUCCAAGAGGAAGGGUAGAACUAAAAAUUCAGAAAGGUUAUUAACUGUGGUGUUGAAGUUAAUUACGAAAUAAUCUAAAAAUGUCUAUGAUAAAUAUCCUGAGAAAUCACUAUGGCCCCUAGACAAACUCUGGCUAGCACUCAAUCGUCACUAUAUAUAAUUUCAUAAAUGUGAAUACGUUCUGCAGUUUUAAAGAUCUUGUAUAAAACUAUAGCUUUCUGUAUUUAUUUCCUAUGAACAUUUUGUACAUUGUUUUUGUUUACACUGAGAGCCUUUUUGUGUAUUUUGAUUUAAUAAUGAACUUCACUAGUGUGAUGGGACAAGAGAAUUGCACGCAGUCUGAGGAAAUACAUCACAUCUUAGGCUAAAAUCAGAAAGCUUUUUUUAUUCCCUGAAAUUGGUCGGUACAGUUUGAAGGAACAUUAAAAUCAAAAAAUGAAUUUCACAUAAAAUGUUACAUUAAAUUUGCAGUGAUUUGUUUAAUAUAUAUCUUUUUUUUUUUGCAUUUCAUUUAAUUUCAUUUUAAAAAUUAUGAUAUUACCGCUCCCUCAAAGUGACUGGAGUGUAUCUUGCAGGAUUCAGGAUCUUUACCCUACAAAAUUCUAAACAGUUGUUGCUUAAUUAUUGCUGGAGCUCACGUAUAUACAGUAUCUUAGACACAGUAAGCAAUAUAAGAUAACCAGUACUCAAAAAUCUAAGGGGUGUAUCCUGUAGACUGCAAACAAAUCUAAUUUUGCAAUGCAGCAGCUGAUUAAGCUAUAAACAUGUAAAAGAUUGACUUUAAUGUUUCUUUUAAGUUGAAAUUUUAAAGUCAUAUUUUAUCAAGGCCAUUAUACCAUAGAAGUAUAUUGGUAGCAUUUUUUUUUAUCAAUCGUUCAAAGCCACACUCAAUAAAAACAUUCCCUAUUUGUUUAAUCACAUUCAAAAGAAACAAAUUAAUGAUGUGCUCUCAGAAUCUGGUGAAUCUAGGUUACUGUAUUUUGUGAAUACAAAUAAAUCAUGAUAGCAUUUUUUUAUUUUAUGUUUUACCAGAGCCUGUCUUGAGAACACAAUUAUCUCUCAAUGAAAUUAUCAAUCUACUUAAGCCAAGGAGCAAAUAUUUUUAUGUUGUGUCAUAUUAUAUGAGCCAAGCGCAAGCCUGUAAUUUUACCUUACCUAGAAAACCAAUAAAGAGAAGGUCUUUAUAGAAGAAUGGUUCUUUUCUGUUAAACAGUGGUAUGCCUAAAAUGAAUUUUCUGGUGCCCAUUUUUACUUUUGCAAGAUCACUGUACAAUUUAAUGCAUACUGAAAAAGGACAAUUAUCCUAGUGCAACAUAUUUCAUUUUGCUCAAGGAUGUUUAGUAAAACAAGUUGCCUGGCAAGAGUAAUAAAAAUGACAAAAUCCAACUGCAGAAUGAGUUUUCAAAUCUGUUUCCCUCUUCAAUAGUUAUUUCACAUUGUAGUUCUUGUUCUUUAAAAACUGUUAUAUUUGUCAUUUUCAAUGAGCUUUGGAGGUGCACAAAUUACCAUGACUGAAGGUUGUCUUCAAAUGGUAGCUUUUUUGCAAAUGUGUUUUUUUUAAUGUAAUUAUUUGAAAGGCAAAAAAAGGGCCUGUUAAACUGUUUGUUCAACAACUUCUUAUAGUUGUGAACUAUAAGAAAAGCCUUUUUUCUGACAAUUAUGGUACUUUGUAAUCUAAGCACUCUAAAGAAAAAACAGACAUCCUUUAUAUAGUCGUGGUCUCUUAGUAGCUCAUUGAAAUGAUCUUACAAUGAACUGAAGAUGAAAUGCCUCUCUAAGUGUACAAUCUUAAAAUAAAAGUCUUGAAUAUAUUUUUUCAUAUUGCAUUGUCUAAGAUUACAACCUCCUCUCAGCACAUGUUGAGUGGAGAGGUUAUUGGUGCUAGAAAAACAUAAUUUUUACAUACUGUUUCUAAACAAAUCUUAUUUAAAAGGACAAUGUCAACUUUUUAGCUUCCUAAUCUUGUUAAACAAUAUGCUGCAUUGAUAUUUAUCCAUUGUAUAGCAACAUAUAAGCACAUUUAAAUUAUUUGAUCUAAAUAUAGAUUAUUUUUAUUCAGCAUUGUUAUAAUUGCUUGUGAACACACAUUAAUGCAUGUGAGGGCGUAUCAUUACAUUUGUCCAUAUAGAAAUAGAAAUCCUGCUUCUUCAGAGAUAAUUUCAGGAUUUUUUAUUUUUUUUAAUACUUUCGUUUAAAUAUUUAACAUUAUCAUUGGACAUUAUUAAGUCACUCUCUGUAUUCUGCCACACUCUUAAAAUACUUAAUUUUAAAUAUGAAUUCUAGUCAUCAUGGUUUGAAGUAUUAUAUUGAUAAAUCCCGCCAAAUAUUUGCAUGAAUACGUUAUGCAAUGAAUUGGCAAUAUGUGACAAAUUUGCAACUGAGCUAUAUGCUGUUAUAAACAAAGCUGACACUGUCAUUUUUGUAAGAUCGGUAAACAACUGAAAAACAGGUACUAGAUAUUUGUAAAUUGUUAUCCCUGUACACCUUUUUUUCUGUACGUUGCUGUCUUAAAAAGAAAAAGUGGUGAUGUAUAUUGAUUGCAUACUGUGAAUGUAGAUUGUCAAAAAUAUUCUAUAGAUAUAGUGCACCUCCCAGUCAGAAUUAGUUACUUGGUCUCAGGAAAUACACAAAGCACAGUCAGAAUGAAACAUUGGAAUGUCUUGUAUAUUAACUGGUUAAAUACUGGGGGGGGGGGAGAUGAAAUUCAGUGGAGACUUGUAUAGUAAAGUAUAAAAUAUCCCACUGUAGAGCCUUUACAUUGGGUUAUGUAAUUGUAACAUAUUCAACAGCCCUUUUUGGUACCAUAACUCAUUUGGAGCCUAAGCAUAUUGUUCUGAGUGUGGUUGAUAAAAAAUGUUAAACCUCAUGUAUGUGGUUCUAUACCUGCUUGCACCUUUGUCUUUAUAGUGCAGACACAACAGAGAAAACUUUAAUUUCUUUAUGGGCGAUACUAGCUUACAUAAUGUAACAUAUUCAUAUAAGUAUCAAUUGUCAUACUUCAAAGAACGUGCCCAUAGGCUACAUUGGAGGCAACUGAAUAGUCCCACUUAGCAACAUAGCAAUUCAAUAAAGUAAAACAUUAUGAUG